Vombatus ursinus (common wombat) is the source of this 2726-nucleotide messenger RNA. RefSeq names its product purinergic receptor P2Y11 (gene P2RY11). The record is from RefSeq and is a predicted model, not a curated record. Lineage: Eukaryota; Metazoa; Chordata; Mammalia; Diprotodontia; Vombatidae. The transcript has 2 exons. Gene Ontology annotation, cellular component: plasma membrane. Gene Ontology annotation, molecular function: neurotransmitter receptor activity; G protein-coupled ATP receptor activity. Bases 74 to 1132 code for a protein of 352 amino acids. Gene Ontology annotation, biological process: cellular response to ATP; calcium-mediated signaling; G protein-coupled receptor signaling pathway.
CCUGGGAGCUGAGAUUGAGGCAGCAGAGGAGAGCUAGCUGCUACCAACCAGGAGCAAGGCCAGGCCAGGCACCAUGACCCAAGCAUCUAAUAGCACCUGCUUGCCCGGGAUGUUGGCGAGAGCUGGCAAAACCCUGAGCCAGUACCAGGAGGAAUACCUGUGGCCGGUGCUGGUGGUCGAGUUCCUCGUGGCUGUGGGGGGCAAUGGCCUGGUCCUGUACCGCUUCAGUACCCGGGAGCAGCGCCCGUGGCAUCCAGCCAUCAUCUUCUCGGCCCAGCUGGCUGUCAGCGACCUGUUCUAUGCCUUCUCCCUGCCUCCCCUGGUUUUUUACUUCUAUCCACCCAAGCACUGGAGCUUCGGGGCAGCUGCAUGUCUGUUCGAGCGCUUCCUCUUCAACUGUAACCUUUACAGCAGCAUUUUCUUCAUCACUUGCAUAAGCCUCAACCGCUACCUGGGCAUUGUGCACCCCUUCUUUGCCCACGGCCACGUGCGACCCAAGCAUGCUUGGGCCAUCAGCCUGGCUGGCUGGGGCCUCGUGGCUGCCCUGGCAGCACCCACCUUCAAGUUCUCCCACCUUGUCUUGCCCCAAAAUGGCACAGGGGCACAUUGCCAUGUGAACCAGCCUGAGGGCUGUACUAAAUGCCUGGGAACAGCUGGAGAUGACCAUCUGCCAGACUACUGGGUCUACAGCCUGGUGCUGGUGGUGCUGGGCUGCGGCCUGCCCUUCCUGCUCACUCUCCUGGCCUACAGUGCCAUUGGCCAGGCCAUCCUGACCAACCCCAAUAUAACAAGGCCGGAGAAGCUCAAGGUGGGAGUGCUGGUAGGUGGUGGGGUGGUCCUCUACGCCAUGUCCUACAUCCCAUACCACAUCAUGCAUGUCCUUAAUGUCCAGGCCCGCCAGCGCUGGCUGGAACUCUGCAGCAGCUUCUCAAACGAGUCGCAGGCUGUGGCCGCUCUGGACCUUGGUCUAUACCUGGGCUACCAGGCAAGCAGGGGGCUCGUGCCUCUGGCCAUGUGCUUCCACCCAUUGCUCUAUACAGCUGUGGCCUCAAGCCUCCGAUGCUCAAGACUAUGUGGGGGACCCAAGGGUGGGGAGAUGUCCCUGAGGCAGAUAAGCCCCACUGAAUCUUGACCACUAGCAGGAUGCAAAGCAGCAUGCCAAAUGGGACUUAGGACACUUAGUUGUCUGAGAUGAGCAUUGAGCCCAUGACUUAGUGAAAAGAGUGGGGGGUGACAGGGAUGGAGGGCAAGAAAGGACCUUGUGUUCCUCUUCUCUCUGAAACCACUGUGCCAGACCCAUGGCAGAAUUAAGGGACCAAAGUUGGAAACCUCGAGUGACCUUUGACUCUCCUGUUCCCUUGCUCCUUGCUUACUGGUCCCCCAGACCUGGCUCUUUUCCAAUCCAUCCUAAGCAGCUUGCCAACACAGUGCCAAUACCUGCCAGCAUUCCCCUAGUCAAAAAUUUCAGCGGCUAGUGCCUCUAAGAUACAAACUCCUUAGGAAGGCUCCAAAACUUUCCUGCUCUUAAUUCCCCCUACUCUAAGCUUUCUAGUUCCAUUCAAACUAUUGCUAAGGGUUCCUUACACUGGACAGCCAUCUCCUACUCCACCCCCCACACACAUUUGUCAGGCUUACAAUACACUCACUUAUCUGUGAAACCAAAGCCUUAGCUUCCUUCACGGCUCAGCUCAGGUGCCAGAUUCACACAGCAAUUAAUCCCCAACACCGCCCCCCUCCCCAAGCCCCAAGCUGAAAAUAUUCUCGAAUUUUCCUUUAACAUUUCUCCUUUGCCUGGAUCUUGCAACAUGCCUUCUUGCACGGGUUCUAUUCCACCUCUCAAUCUAUAAGUCCCUGGAUGGUGAAAGCUGUCAACUCUUAUCUUUGAAUCUUGAGCCACUAGUAGUAUUCUAAAAAUAAUUAAGUAUGUUGUCAAAAACAAUGAGGAAGCUCACAUUUUUGCAAAAAUAUUUGCAACAGUACUUUUUGUAGUCACAAAGAACUAAAAGGAAAGUGGCUACCAUUAACUGGGGAAUGGAUGAACAAAUAGCAGGGCAUGGAUAUAAUGGAAUCUGUAACAAGUGACAAACAUGGAGAAUUCAGAGAAAUAUGGGAAGACUGUUUCCUAAGACUACAGCCGUGGAGCUGGCAGGGAUGCCAAGUCUCGUCCUCCCUCCCCAACUUCUGUCACAGAGGCCGACCCCGAGACCUAACGAGAUUAAGUGACUUGCCUAUGGUCACGAGAGCCAGAUAUGACUGAUGCAAAGGAAGUAAAAUCAGAAUAACCAACAAAAAUGAUCUCGAUAAUGUUAAAGGAAAUCUUCCUGAUUGAUACCAGUGUGUCUGUCCAUCUACUGUCCGGGGAUCCGAUGGUGAGCCACGCUUCCCUCCCUCCUCUUGGCUGAGGUGGACAACAGGCGUGGAACAAAAUGUGUUUUCAGACGUGGACCAACUUGUUUUUGUUAGCACUUCUCUAUGAUUAGGGAGGGUUCUAAUAUGGGGAGAAUGAAGUGAAAUGACCACUUCAUGAAGAGGCGGUUGAUGUAAAUAAAAUGUUUAAAGGAGAAGGCAUUGAAUAAACAAGGCUUCUGAAUGACUUAAGGGAGCAAGAAGGCCACUUGUGCCCUAAGGCAGGAUGGGGGUGGGAGCCCGUAUUGAGGGCCCGUAUUGAGGGCCCCAAGCAGGAAGUGCAGGUGCCACCUGGCCAACGCUCUCAGCCCAAGUCCGGG